AUGCAUAUAAUUCUAGGUCUUCGAAUAGAGGAUGAUGCUCUCAUGAACCUCUGCUUAACUGAAAUUGAGAAACUUCUCCACUGCAAUGGGAGGUCACUUAAAGAAUUUCCAUGUAUGUCAUAUCCCAGAUUUUCUGAAACUCUACAAUUUGAAAACACGUUUGUUGCUGACGAGUUGAAUUACAGUAAACAAGAAAUGCGCGAUACACAUGAAGCACUGUUAAAGUCUUUGACUGCUGAGCAAUCUAAAGUGUAUAAACAAAUAAUGAGUUCAGUUUUGUCCGACGAUGGAGGGUUUUAUUUUCUAUAUGGAUUUGGAGGUUCGGGGAAAACAUUUGUGUGGAAUACAUUGUCUUCAGGUUUAAGAUCACAAGGACUCAUUGUUUUGAACGUGGCAUCAAGUGGUAUUGCUUCUUUGUUGUUGCCUGGAGGAAGGACUGCUCAUUCAAGGUUUUCUAUUCAUAUAUCAAUUAAUGAUAUAUCAACAUGUAAUAUCAAGCAAGGAUCUCAAAAGGCUGAAUUACUUCAAAAGACAAGUUCGAUCAUAUGGGAUGAAGCACCAAUGUUGAACAAACAUUGUUUUGAAGCAUUAGAUAAAACUUUGAAUGACCUCAUGAAAACCCGUUUGAAUUUUGGUUAUGAUAAACCAUUCAGUGGUAAAGUUGUGGUCUUGGGAGAAACCAGGGAGUUUGCAGAAUGGAUUCUACAAGUUGGAGAUGGUACGGUGAACACAAUUGAUGAUGCUCAAACAAUGAUAAAAAUACCUCCAGAUUUGUUGAUAGAAAAAUCAGAUGAUCCUAUACUUAGCAUGGUGAAUUUUGCUUAUCCUAAAAUGAUUAACAACAUGAAAAAUCAUUCAUUCUUUGAAGAAAGAGCAAUUUUGGCACCAACCCUUGAGAGUGUUGAGCAUGUCAAUAAUUUCAUGUCUUCUAUGGUUCCUGGUGAUGAGAAGGAAUAUUUGAGCUUUGACAUUACAUGGAAAAUUCCAAACCACAAACUUAAUUUGAAGGUUGGAAUUCCAAUUAUAGUUCUUCGGAAUAUAGACCAGUCUAUUGGUUUAUGUAACAGAACUCGCUUGAUAGUAACAGAUUUGACCAAAAAUGACAUUGCAACAUCAAUUCUAAUAGGUAAAAAGAUGGGAGAAAAAGUUUUAAUCCCUCGAAUGAACUUAAUACCAUCUGACCCUGGUUUGUCGUUCAAAUUCUCAAGACGGCAAUUUCCUGUCACAUUAUGCAUUUCAAUGACUAUAAACAAGAGUCAAGGUCAAUCAUUAUCUCAUGUUGGCUUAUAUCUGCCUAGACCAGUUUUCACUCAUGGCCAGCUUUAUGUUGCUCUCUCAAGAGUGAAGUCAAGAAAAGGGCUGAAAUUAUUGAUUUUAGAUGAUGAAGGAAACCUCUCAAACGCAACAAAGAAUGUUGUAUACCAAGAAGUGUUUGACAACAUAUAA
This is a messenger RNA of Lotus japonicus, 1446 nucleotides long. RefSeq lists its product as uncharacterized. The coding region runs from base 1 to 1446 and encodes 481 amino acids. Gene Ontology annotation, biological process: DNA repair; telomere maintenance. Lineage: Eukaryota; Viridiplantae; Streptophyta; Magnoliopsida; Fabales; Fabaceae. Gene Ontology annotation, molecular function: DNA helicase activity. The record is from RefSeq and is a predicted model, not a curated record. The transcript has 3 exons.